GGCUCUAACUAAAACGGAGUACCCAAUUACAGAAAAGCUCUUAAAUUUUCAAAAUCACCUCUCGAGAAAAAAAAAACUUUAAGAGUUAUUAUAUGAGUAGGCAGUAAAGGCAUUGAAGCCACCACUUAUAGUAAAAGGAGAGCUCAGCUGUUUCAAAACCAAGCAAGAAGAAGCAGUAAGAGUUUUUGUUGCAUGGAGAGGACAUCAAUGGGAACAAGUAUAACAAGGAGAGCAAAAUGGCAAUACCCUCCAGCGCAGCCAACACCAAGAAUCCUUCAUUUGCCACGCCGCCCUAGAAGGAAAGCACCAAAGCCCAGUCCUUCGAAGCAACCCACUUGGCAGAAAGACAGAAAAGGGGUGCUGGAGAGAUUGUUUGAUCAAGAGAGGUCUUUUGCGAGUGGGGCUGUUCCAGUGAUGCUUCUGACUCCAAGGGAGAGUGAGGAGGAGAGGAGAAGAGGGAGAGUGGAGGAGGAAGAGAAGAGAGCAAAUACUCAUAACAGUGUCGUCUUUGUUGAAGAAGAGAAAUGGAGGUUCCAAGCUGAGAUGUUGAGAGCGGAAUGUAACUUGUUGAGGAUGGAAAGAAAGAUUGCCAUUAAGAAAAUGGAGAGAAGGAGAGUUCAUAUGGAGCGGACCCUGAAAUCUGCCCUUGAAAUUUUACUUUCUGGAAGAAAGAACAUUUGUGAAGGGAAGGAUGUGAACUUGGUGUUGUUGGAGGAGCAGAUCAAUGAUUUGGUGGAGAAAAUAGAGAAACUGCAAAAGAGAACAGGUGUGAAAGAGUUAGAGGUUAAAAAAUGCAGUAACUUUGAUAAGCAUGUAUGUUUACUCCAAAGGCAGCUACAGAAAUUUGGGUUUGGAGGAUUAUCUGAUGAAGAAAUAUGUGUGAAAGAGAUCCGAGAGAUGGCUGAAGCAAGCUUGUCAAUCAAAAUCAGCAAUGAAGGGAGUGGCAGCUUUGCUUCUACUUCAAAUCAUCAUAACCGCAAUGUGGAGAGUUUGAGAAGAAAGAUGGAUGGAUUACUAGAGAGCAUGGAGGAGGAAUAUGGUUCCCUGCUCUCCACUUCUGAUUUGUCAUCUUCAUCAUCUUUACAGCAAUCAAACAAAGAGGAGAAAAUGGGGCAUGAGACAAGAGUGUGUUCAGGACAUUGCAAGGCUAUAGUGGGGAGGGUGGUAGAGCAAAUUCGUGGUGAGACAGAACAAUGGUCCCAGAUGCAAGACAUGUUGGGGCUGGUAAGGGAUGAGAUGGAAGAACUUCAUGCAUCUCGUGAUUUUUGGGAAGAUCGAGCACUUGAUUCUGACUGUCAGAUUCAAUCCCUGCAAUCUGCUGUGAAAGAAUGGAGACAGAGAGCUGUGUCAUCGGAAGCCAAAGCUAAGGAGUUAGAGGCACAAAUAUAUGUGCUUCGUCAGGAAAUGGAGAGAUUGAGGCAAGGCAGAGAUAGAAAAUCAGUGAGGCCCCAAAUUGCAUCACCAAUCAAUCAAUUAGAAGCACAAAAUGAAACAGAGAAGAGAGUGCUUGUGUGUCGGUUGAAGGAAGACGAUCCUAAUCCCAAGGAUGGAAGACGAAAGCCCCAGACAUGCAGACGCUGGCCCCUGACAGAUAUUGGUAAUAUCUCAACCCUGAAGAAGCAGCAGCAGUCUGGUGAAGCAACCUUGCCAUUGUUUAGCCUUCAUAAAGAGGAAAUGAAACGUUCAUUAUAGACCAACUGAAGCAUGAAUAUAAAACACCAGGUUCACUGUUUCAAUGCUACAUGAUCUUGUGACAAAACACGAAUCAAGGGCAGGACAUUGAUGAUGGGGACGGAGAUAAAAGGGGGCAUGCAAAAAGGUGUAAAUCUGAUCUAACUUAACUAACUUUAGCAACAGCACAAUCUUGAGCUGGCUACUGAGUUUGAUGUAUGCAGAUGGUAAAGAGGUUCCCCAAAAUUAUUAUAUCUCAUCUAUCUUGUUAAUGUUAAAAUUUUGCCUCUGCUUGUUA
Molecule: messenger RNA, 1969 nt
Organism: Gossypium raimondii (Peruvian cotton)
Lineage: Eukaryota; Viridiplantae; Streptophyta; Magnoliopsida; Malvales; Malvaceae
Exons: 5
Coding region: 193-1692 (499 amino acids)
Source: RefSeq, a predicted model, not a curated record